Molecule: messenger RNA, 532 nt
Organism: Vigna umbellata (rice bean)
Lineage: Eukaryota; Viridiplantae; Streptophyta; Magnoliopsida; Fabales; Fabaceae
Product: MLP-like protein 43
Biological process (GO): defense response
Source: RefSeq, a predicted model, not a curated record
UUCUCAUCCCUCUCUACAUUAUCCCAUUCGUUUCCUCAGUUGUUUGUUUCUGCAAUCCUUCAUAAUGUCACUUACCGGAACAAUUAGCACUGAACUUCCAGUUCAUGCAGCUGCAGACAAAUGGUUCCACAUCUUGACCAAAAACCUCCCCCAGGUUCAACACGUUGCUGGUAAAGUUCAUGGAACCAAACUCCAUCAAGGUGAUGAUUGGCAUACCAAUGAUUCGGUCAAACACUGGACUUAUACCUUAGACGGUAAGACAGUAACAUGUCUUGAAAGUAUUGAAUCGGUUGAUGAACAGAGCAAAACAAUUGUAUUCAAGGUCUUUGGUGAAGCUGUCGAUGAUAAAUAUAAGACGUUGAAGAUAAUCUUUGAAGCCAUCGAGAAAGAAGGUGGCAAAGCUGCAAUCAAAUGGACUAUUGAAUAUGAGAAGCUAAGAGAGGAUGUUCAUCCUCCAUAUGGCUACCUGGAAUUAUAUGACCAUAUCAUUAAAGAUGUUGAUGCUCAUAUUGUCUAGGCAGAAAGAGAUGCC